Molecule: messenger RNA, 1961 nt
Organism: Rhea pennata
Lineage: Eukaryota; Metazoa; Chordata; Aves; Rheiformes; Rheidae
Exons: 9
Coding region: 157-1752 (531 amino acids)
Source: RefSeq, a predicted model, not a curated record
CCAAGGCACUGCCCUAGCAAGCAUCAGAAAUCCAGAAGUUAAGACUGUGAAGACUCUUCACACCAUCCAAACUGGUUCAUUUAUUCUUGCUAUAGAGUGGACCUUCGAGGAUUUAUUUUAAAAUCACAGCAAUUUUUGAACUACUUUCCUCAACAGAUGCUGAUUUACCAUCUGUCAGAGCUGCUGGGGACAAGCUGGGUGCUCCUUUCAGUGCCCUUCCAAUGGGCUGCAGAAGCAGGAGGACCUCUGGAAAAAAAAGCUGCCGCUGUGGGAUCCUCUGUGCUGUUUCCUGUGCCAGAUAAUGUUACACAUAUAUAUUCCGUGGAGUGGGAGUACCUCAAUGGCACUGAGUCCCGCUCCAUCCUGCAGCACUACAGGGGCUCUCAUAGCCCAGCUAUCCACGCACCUUAUGCCGGUCGAGCCAUUUUCCAUCCUUCCAAUGGAUCUCUCUUGUUGGAAGACGUACAGGAAACCGACAGUGGGAUCUAUAAAGUGACUAUCAACCUAGGAGAAAGUGAGAGCCUCAAAAUCCACCUGGAAGUCCUCAAGCCCGUGUCUCACCCUCAGCUCCGGAGCAGUGCCCUAGUGGCACAGUCCACUGUCGAGGUGUUCUGUGAUGUGGCAGAGGGCAGAGUGGACACCAUCUCCUGGAAGAAGGAUGGGCAGCUCCUUCCCCCAGACAGAGGUUUCUAUCUCUCCAGCAGCAUCAGUGUUUUGUACCUGAGGAAGGUGAAGAAGUCAGACUGCGGCUCCUACUCCUGCAACGCCAGCAAUGGGAUAAGCUGGCAAGAAGCCUCCCUGAAUGUGACCAUUGCAGGUCUCUCCCCAGCCUUACAAGAUACAUUGAGGAUUGCAGUGGUGGCUGUGGUCUUUGCUGCCGUCUCGGGAUGGGGCUUAAUUUUUCCAGUCUGUCAAUCAGAAAAACAAAGAAUAAGGGGGGAGCUGUGGCGAUGGCUCAGUGCCUACACCUGUGGGCUGGUGUGCAUCUCAUCUGUCCUGGCAAGCACCGCUGGGAUCCUCUGGAUGCGAGAGGAAGGCCCAUCUAUUGCCUUCAUACUGCCCGAGAUCCUCCUGACAUAUGUAGUUGUGGUAACACUCCUGGUCUCUGCCAAUGUGACAUUCCAGCCUACAAAACUCAUCCAGCUCAAAAGCAAAACAGUACAGCGCACGAUGGGCUACGCUGCUCCUGGAGGGGUGGUUUCAGUGGUGUUGACUACCAGCGUCCUGAUAAAGAAUAUCUACCAUCGUCAUGGUGAGAAGAGAUUAUCUAGAGGCCUGCAUUUAGACCCCCAAGGUCUGGCAAGCCCUAAAGGAUUUGUCUUAUUGAGGCUAAAAUUUGAUGUACGUGCUCCCUCUGUCUCUUUGAAUCUACCAUUCAGAAUUAGAUCUGCUCCCUCCAAAAUAUUUCCCAGAUUGGAGCUUUCAGGGGAAUGCAAGAAGGCUCCUAGAGAAAAUCCCCCAUUUGUCAUGGGCUCCUUUGAAAUCUUUGUGAAAGGACAUCUAGUUUUGAUCAUCUUUGAUGACCGUUGGUGCAUUUUUGGAUGUGGACAGUUUAGCUCUCUAUUUCUGUCUUUCUGGUUUGGGCUGAGUUUUGUGCUGUCAUUUUGUCUGUUGAAUGACAGAACAAGGUUGCACGGAGUUUGUGGAUGUGACCAUCCUUGUGGUCAGCACAGCUGUGGUGUCUGCCCUUCCAAUCCUGGCAAUCUUCCUGCGCUAUCAUACAACUCAGGGAUGUCAGAAAGAGGAACAUGACCCCUGGUGGCUGGACAAGCACAGGCUCUUUCAGAUGUCUCUGCCCAUCAUCAAGGAUCCUGUUUCUACCCAUUAGAGGCUGGAGGAAAUUCUUGUCUGGCUGAGUCACUCCAAGCAUCCUCCCAGGUCAAUGCUUACUGAGUCUGUAGCUGUCUGAGUUUCACUAGGCUGAGCCUCUUACACAGAGGUAAUAAAUGGCAAUUAAACAA